GAUGGCGCCAGAAUUCCGUGCACUGCACCAGAGUGACAAAAAUAAAAUGGCCUCAGUAUGCUAUUUCGGACUUCUCCUUCACGCUCCAUCGUGUGCACGAGCAUUGAGCGCCCUGGUCUAUGAGUCGUUCAUUAUCUCGCUCUUCAUCGCGGGCCAAAUCCUCCAAGAGUCUCGGAGACGAUUCUGGACGCGAACCGCCUGUCAACAUCAAUGAUGCGGAAGCGCCAUUCCCUCAGUCGAGCGGAGGUCUACAUCGUGGCCUGUCGGCGCGCCAAGUACAAAUGAUCGCAAUCGCUGGCACUAUUGGAACUGGACUCUUCCUAGGAACCGGGAGAUCUCUUGCCCAAGGUGGUCCUGCGAGCAUGCUGAUUUGCUAUGGCAUAGUGGGAUUCAUUGUAUACGUGACGUUGUUGCUACUAGGGGAGAUGGCUACACAGUACCCGGUGGCCGGGUCAUUUAACGCCUAUGCGACGCGCUUUUUCUCGCCGUCUUACGGUUUUGCGCUAUCGUGGAAUUACUGGUUCAAUGAUGCAGUGUCUGUCGCCUCCGAUCUCACUGCUGCCCAGCUGGUGUUACAAUUCUGGACGACAUCGCAUCCUUGGGUGGUCAGCCUGCUCUUUUGGGUGUUCCUUGUAUCAAUCAAUGCCUCUCAUGUCAAGGCUUACGGAGAAUUGGAGUACUGGCUUUCAUUCCUCAAGGUCGCCACGAUUGUGGUCUUCAUUAUCGUUGGCAUCCUCGUCAAUAUCGGCGUCAACGAGUCACACACCUACAUCGGAACCCAAAACUGGCGUAUUCCUGGCGCUCCAUUUGUUGGCGGCUUUGGCGGUUUCGCCAAGGUUUUCGUAACAGCUAGUUUCGCAUACGGCGGAACAGAAAGUCUAGGUAUUACCGCAGGAGAAACGAAGAAUCCCUCGAAAAACAUGCCAAAGGUUGUUAAAUUUGUGUUCUGGAGAAUUCUGUUGUUCUAUGUUCUGAGCAUCCUGCUUAUCGGCCUGAACGUGCCAUGGGAUUACCCAAAUCUGUCGAAUAAAUCGACCACUACAUCUCCUUUUACGAUUGUAUUUACCCAAGCUGGUUCAACUGUGGCUGCAUCAUCUAUGAACACUGUCAUCCUGACCUCUGUUUUAUCCGCCGGUAACCACGCCCUUUUCGCGGGGACUAGAGUUCUGUAUGGUCUAUCAGUUGUUCACCCCAUCCCCCACGCACCCCGUAUAUUUUCUCGGACCACUCGAGCAGGUGUUCCCUUGUACGCACUACUUGCAACAAGUAGCAUUAGCGUGCUCUGUUUAGCCAGCAGUUAUAUUGGCAGCGGCCAGCUGUGGGGAUGGCUGCAAAACAUUGUUGGAGUCUCAAACCAGAUUGCCUGGUUAUCAAUCGGAUUGGCCAGUUGGAGGUUCAGGAAAGCCUGGAUCAGACAGGGUCGAUCUUUAGAUGAAAUGAAGUUUCGAGCAUCGUGGACCUGGCCAUGGGGUCCUUACUUUGUUAUUAUCACAGUGAUCGCCCUCAUUUUGAUCCAAGGAUGGUCCUCCGUAUUCCCCACAUUCUCACCAGUAGAUUUUGUCUCAUACUACAUCGAGAUACCCAUAAUGAUCGUCAUGGGCCUCUCCUGGGUCAUUGCUAAGAAUGCUUUCGUAGACUCCAUACCAGUCCCGGGCAACGUCUCCCUGGAUCCCCCUAAUGAGACGACAUCUCUGAUAUCCCAUGACGCUGGGACCCGAGGAACCCAUCACAAAUGGACGUCCGACAUUGUGGACAUCCAAACGAUUGACCUGUAUCGUGACGAAUAUGCCGACGAACCCUUGGAUGAAGUGGAGGAUGAAACAAAGGGCAGGAGACUCCAGCUUUUCUGGAGAUUGUAUGGUAUGCUGGCUUAGAUCUUGUAUAUGUAUUACUGAUAUCACUUCGCGUUGUGUAUACCAUGUACAUUCAGCACUGUAUUCUAUAAUUGUAUUCAACUAGUAACAUCUUAUUCUAUGGGCCCGAUCGCACCGCAGAUAGAACACGCGAGAACGCUCAAAACAAUUCUGCCGAUCUUUGACAGAACUU
Messenger RNA from Suillus clintonianus, 2046 nucleotides. Its product is annotated as amino acid permease-domain-containing protein. The record is from RefSeq and is a predicted model, not a curated record. The transcript has 10 exons. Gene Ontology annotation, biological process: amino acid transmembrane transport. NCBI's taxonomy places the organism in Eukaryota, Fungi, Basidiomycota, Agaricomycetes, Boletales, Suillaceae. The coding region runs from base 120 to 1874 and encodes 584 amino acids. Gene Ontology annotation, cellular component: membrane. Gene Ontology annotation, molecular function: amino acid transmembrane transporter activity.